CUGCCAACACCAAGUCCAGGGUCUUGAGCUCCAAGCUCCCAUGUGCGCAUUGUUCGGCUGGGAUGCCAACGCCAGCCCAAGGCAAAACGCCUCCGGCUCUCCCUCCAUCGCCAACAAGUAUCGAGGGAUAUCUGGCUGCAUGCGCCGUCCUGCUGUAGCAGCAACGCAACAAAGUCCAUCCCGCACCCACACCCACCCAACAUCUACCCCUCCUCUCCACGCUUCACUAUCCCAUCUCAUACCAAGCACUUUCCCGUUUCACGCGCCACCCGCCCAGCACGCUACUGUAAAUGGAUGGAGCCGGCGAGCUUUGAACCUGUCAACCCAUCCUCAUCGCCCGUCCGCGAUGGGGCAAAAGCCGCCGCCGCUCGUCCUGAGCGUAGCAGCGUGGUUCCGCCCUACUGGCAGCGGCAUGAGCGCAAUACUAGCCGUAUGAGCUCCUACUCGACUGACAAUGGCCGUCCUGCGCCGAUUGGGCUCGAGGACCACACGGACGAAGGGUCCGAGCAAUGCAAGGCGCUGUGGGCGAAGGGUGUCACGAUAGACGAUCACGUCGUUGUCAGCGGCACGGCACCGGGGCUGGGAGCUUACGUCGUCUGGAACUGCACUGUUGAGACGCUGGAUGGUGGUCCCAUCAAGAUACGAAAGAGAUACUCAGAGUUCGAAGACCUGAGAGCGAAGCUGGUCCAAACCUUCCCUCAUGCUGUGGGCUCCAUGCCACAGUUCCCACCUAAAUCGGUAAUAUCUCGGUUCAGACCGAGGUUUCUGGAAAAGCGGAAGCAAGGUCUCGCGUUCUUCUUGAACUGCAUCCUGCUCAACCCGGAGUUUGCUGGGUCGCCUGUCCUGAAGGACUUUCUCUUCUCGUAAAUGUUUGCCUCGUAUAUGACGAUAUUGGAUCUUGUGGUAUAUUGCGUACAAUCGGGCGGCGGCAGCGGUGGCAAGAGCAUGGAAGUAACGGUGUAUGUGGGGCAAACAGCGUAACGGGCGACGGUCCUCCACGAACAGACAUUGUUCACGAGCUCUCUCUCACUCACCGCCAGAUAUCACGGUAACUACGGAGCGCUUCCCAUACUCCUACUCCUACCAUCUGCACACGGUCUUGGGCAACCUAUAUUGGAACCGUCAUGUGCCCAUCAUCUACCACGCUCGGGACACCGGCUAUGCCCUAUCCAACUUGUAAAUAUUCAUAAGUAUAACAUAAUCUCUAAUAGCGAAGACUUGAUCAACACUCUGG
Molecule: messenger RNA, 1234 nt
Organism: Cucurbitaria berberidis CBS 394.84
Lineage: Eukaryota; Fungi; Ascomycota; Dothideomycetes; Pleosporales; Cucurbitariaceae
Product: PX domain-containing protein
Exons: 5
Coding region: 295-867 (190 amino acids)
Cellular component (GO): endosome
Molecular function (GO): phosphatidylinositol-3-phosphate binding
Source: RefSeq, a predicted model, not a curated record